Molecule: messenger RNA, 2212 nt
Organism: Clarias gariepinus (North African catfish)
Lineage: Eukaryota; Metazoa; Chordata; Actinopteri; Siluriformes; Clariidae
Product: zinc finger protein 585A-like
Exons: 3
Coding region: 319-1809 (496 amino acids)
Source: RefSeq, a predicted model, not a curated record
GUUCAAUUAAAAACAGCAUUUGGAGAGGAUUAACUCACUGAUCCUGAGAACUGGAGUCAAGUCGAGACCCCAAUAAGGACGACGAGCAUGCAGAUAAGCUUCCCUGAGACAGUUAGUGCAGAAAUCCUUUGGUUAUGCACUCCGAUUGUUUCAGCAGCUGUCCGAGUGGCUGGUCUCAGACGAUCAUGGAGGUGAACAUGCUGAAUGUGGAGGACCUGGGCUGGUGUGGUUACCCGAGGCCGGUUGGAUGUACUGCCAAAUCCUCUGAAACACCUUUGGAGACGGCUUAUGGGAUAAUAAAAAGAACAUAUUUGUACUAUGAAUAGUCAAGAAGAAACUCAGUCGGACCUUCACCACUGCUUAGAGUGUGGAAAGAGUUUUAGUCAAGAGAAGGAUCUCACAGCACACCAGCUCAUCCACAAACAAGACAAACAACAUCAGUGCUCACAGUGUGGAAAGGGUUUCAAUUAUAAAUGUCUUCUCCAACAACAUCAGCGCACUCAUACAGGAGAGAAGCCGUAUCAGUGCUCACAGUGUGGAAAGAGUUUUACUCAAGGGAAGUAUCUCACAGCACACCAGCUCAUCCACAGCCAAGAAAAACCACAUCAGUGCUCAAAGUGUGGAAAGAGUUUCAUUUUUAAACAUCGUCUCCAGAAACACCAGCUCACUCAUACUCGAGAGAAGCCGCAUAAGUGCUCCCAGUGUGGAAAGAGUUUUGCUAGCAUGAGAGAUUUGAAAUCACACGAGUACGUCCAUACAGGAGAGAAGCUGCAUCAGUGCUCACAGUGUGAAAAGAGGUUUUUUCAAGAGAAGGAUCUCGCAGCACACCAGCGCAUCCACAGACUAGACAAGCCACAUCAGUGCUCACAGUGUGGAAAGAGUUUCAUUCAUAAAUAUCGUCUCCAAGAACAUCAUCGCACUCAUACAGGAGAGAAGCCGCAUCAGUGCUCACAGUGCGGAAAGAGUUUUGCUAACAUGAGAAAUUUGAAAGCACAUGAGUAUAUCCAUACAGAAGAGAAGCCACAUCAGUGCUCACAGUGUGGGAAGAGUUUUGUUUACUUGAGAAAUUUGAAAGCACACCAACGCAUCCAUGAAGGAGAAAACCCAUAUCUGUGCUCACUGUGUGGAAAGGGUUUUAUUAACAAAAGUCAUUUUCAACAGCAUCAACAGAUUCACACUGGAGACAAACCGUAUCACUGUUCACCAUGUGGAAAGAGUUUUAAUCAAAAUGAUUCUCUCCAGCAACAUCCUCGCAUUCACACUGGAGACAAACCGUAUCAUUGUUCUCAGUGUGGGAAGAGUUUUACUCAAAAGGGCUCUCUUCUGCAACAUCAGCGUAUUCACACUGGAGAAAACCCGUAUCAUUGUUCUCAGUGUGGGAAGAGUUUUACUCAAAAGAGCUGUCUUCUGCAACAUCAGCUUAUUCACACUGGGGAGAAGCCAUAUUUUUGCUCAGAGUGUGGGAAGAGUUUUAGUAAUUUGAGCAAUUUCCGGCGACAUCAGCGUAUUCACACUGGCGAAAAACCGUAUCAUUGUUCUCAGUGUGGGAAGAGUUUCAUUCAAAAGGGCUGUCUUCUGCAACAUCAGCGUAUUCACACUGGGGAGAAGCCAUAUUAUUGCUCAGUGUGUGGGAAGAGUUUUAGUAAUUUCAGCAAUUUCCAACACCACCAGCGCAUUCACACUGGAGAGAAGCCGUAUUACUGCUCUGUGUGUGGAAAGAAUUUUACUCAAAACAGCUAUUUAAAAACCCAUUUUCGCACGCAUAUUGUAGGGAGAGGGAAAAGGUUUUCUCAAGCUUCAUGUCCUUGAGGGGCUGCUUUAGGGCCACAAACUGGGAUGCCCUAUUUGAAACACAUGGUGAGGACAUUGAUGGACUAAUUGACUAAUACAGGGUUAGUAUAAUGGGGGCUAAGGUUUGGAGAUUGUGAAUUAAUUAAAUAUGUUCUUUAAUAAUUUUAAUGUAGAUCUGGGAGCUCCUGUGCUCCCAGAUCACUGGGAGCACAGGAGCAGCAUGCUCUGUCCUCCUUCAGUACUGGGAUUCAAACACCAGGAACAAUUGGAACUGUGGCAGGUUCCUCAGUCUGUCCUUGCUCUGUAGCUUCAAUAAACAUUACAAUACAUACUGUGAUGCCAUCUUAAGCUCAUUGCCACCUGCCCCUCUUUCCUAGCUUACCUUUGUUCCCUGGUGACAGGACCCUUUGCAGUUUCUCCA